Aricia agestis (brown argus) is the source of this 1558-nucleotide messenger RNA. Its product is annotated as mitochondrial import receptor subunit TOM40 homolog 1-like. The record is from RefSeq and is a predicted model, not a curated record. Lineage: Eukaryota; Metazoa; Arthropoda; Insecta; Lepidoptera; Lycaenidae. Gene Ontology annotation, biological process: protein import into mitochondrial matrix. Gene Ontology annotation, molecular function: transmembrane protein transporter activity. Bases 52 to 1557 code for a protein of 501 amino acids. The transcript has 3 exons. Gene Ontology annotation, cellular component: mitochondrial outer membrane translocase complex; mitochondrial outer membrane.
AAGCUUUUUUAGAUAGUUUUGUAUUUUACUUUUUACUCCUUAUUUUUAGCAAUGAAUUCAAAUAAUGAUAACAGCGUACCAUCUAUGAAUGAUCUCAUUAUGUUUUUUCAAGUCAAACCAGUUUUUGCCAAACCAAAAAUAUGCUCUAGAGAAUGUUCACCUCCAAAAGAAGAAAGUUGCUCUAGUAUUCAUGCUGACAGAGCGAGAAGCACUGCCGGCGGCAGUCGAGGAAAUCGGCCAACAGUGACAGUUAGAAGCAAUGAACAAAUUGGCACAGCCCGAGAUAGUGAACAAGCGGGCAAUGCUAGGGGCAGCGGGGAACCAAGGAGAACAAGAGGCAGUGAGAAUAUAGAACGAGCUAGGGUAAAAGUCUGCAGUCCUAGAGGUAACGAGAAUUUUGCCAGAAGCAAAGAAAGUGAGAAUGCUGAUCGAGGCAGACGCGCAAAAAAUGAUAGCAUAGGUACAGCUAAUGGUAAAGCAGGCAAUGCUGGAGCCUUCCAAAAUGUCGGCAGUUCCAAAGUUAGCCAAUUAGUCGACAGAGCAGGAGGUGGUGAUGUUUCUUCUCCGCGAGAAAGCGUAUCGCAACCGAUAAAAGCCAAUAGUAACAAUAAAACCGUCUCUAACAGAGGAAAAGCAGGGGCUGGUGUCACGGGUUCGCGCAAGGGCCAGAUGAUCGAGGAAAAUAUAAAAUUAAAGAACCAAGAUGACAAGCUAACAGAGCAAUCGACGAAGCCUGGAUUGCUUCGUCACAUACAUAACGCUGCGCGAUAUAGAGUACCUCAAUGCUUUGAAGGCGCCGUCGUGUCGGUAAAACAAAGUGCCACUGACUCCAACUGGGUCAUUGGACAUUCGAUGUCCUUCAGUUCAGUGUCCCCGGGGGGAUACAAGGUCUUAUUAUCAUAUGCGCAAAAGCAUAGGUCCGAUGCGCCUUAUUUCGUUUUGGAAGCAGCACCUGGGGGACAAAUGAGUGGCGAAGUCCGAGUUAGUCCCACCCAGAGAACUCGAGCGUCAGUUGUCGCGCAGAUCGCCGACAAGCAACUGUACAGUUUCGAGAGCAUCUUCGACGUUUACUUCAAAAGCUCCACUGCGUCUAUUCUUGCAGUGAACAGAGAAUUUAUCGCCUUGCACUACCUUAAGUCGAUAACGGAAAGACUCUCUUUGGGCGCGGAGCUGGUAGCCCGUGGCCGCGACCGCUCUCUGUCAUCGGCGUCCGCGGCGGCUCGGUGGAGCGACGACGACAACUCGCUCAGCGCGACCGUCGGCGAUCGCGGACUGGAUGUGUGUUACGCGAGGAAUAUAAAGCCGUACCUCACUGUGGCGUCUAUGCUUGAGAUCGGUUUCGGCAUACAGCGGGCGGUGGCGACGUUGGCCUACGAGUGGCACGCUCGGGACUGGACUGUGCGGGGUUCCGUGGAUUCUGAUGGCCUGGUCGGGGCCACGCUACACCGCGGCCUCGGCGGGCGGCGGGCCCAGCUGGCCUGCGCCAUCUCCGCCCUUCUCAACCACCCCAACGAUAAGUUCAAACUCGGAUUCGGUAUUACGGCUACUAUAGAUUGAA